AGAUGUCUUCAGAUAUUACCUGAGAGAUAUUCUUCGUUAGACAGUAACAGAAUGACGAUUGCCUUUUUUGCCUUGUCCGGACUUGACAUGUUGAAUUCAUUACAUGUUAUAGAGAAAGAUAAAAAGGAGAUUAUCGAUUGGAUCUAUUCAUUACAGCUUCUUCCUACAGAGGAUGAUUCAAACUUAAGCCAGUGUGGAUUCAGGGGUUCCACAACGAAUGGAAAUGCUUUCGAUACAGAAAAGGCAAGACUGCAUCCAAUACAACUGGACAGUGGCCACAUUGCUAUGACUUACACUGCCCUGGCAUCCCUCCUCAUCCUUGGAGAUGACCUUUCUAAGGUCAACAAGAGAGCUAUAGCAGCAGGCUUGCAGGCAUUACAGCAGGAAGAUGGCAGCUUUUGCUGUGUACCAGAGGGCAGUGAGAACGACAUGAGAUUUGUCUACUGUGCUGCCUGUACUUGUUAUAUGAUUAAUGAUUGGAGUGGUAUGGACACGGAAAAGGCUGUAAACUUCAUCAGAAAUAGCCAGGUGCCUAAUGAUAAUAUUGACCCAACGUGGAAGAUUGGUAGGCGGGUUGUUGAGUUAGAGCUGCUGGCUCAAAACAUGUUCUGAGAUGUAUGCAAUUCGCACUUCCAUCUCUCCAACACCCAGUGCAGACUUGGACUUGGAAGCACGCUCCAUAUUCAGUGCACCAAGGCAGUGUGUGAUGCUGUAUGCCAAGUGGACUCUGGAAAACGGGGAUCAUCAGGGGCGUUUUAUGUAAAUUCCAAGGCUGCUAUAGGUAUGGUUCAUGCUGGAAUUGGCCCAUCACAGGUGAAUAAUUUUCUGGUGGAGUGCAACAUACCCCCCAUUGCUACAUCCACUCUUAAAAGAAAAGAGUCACUGAUUGGAAAGGCUUUGGUGGAAGCUGCAUCAACAUCAUGCAGAGAUGCUCAAACUGAAGAAAAAGAAUUGAGUUCAGAAAAGGUAAUUUUAUUG
This is a messenger RNA of Pecten maximus, 978 nucleotides long. RefSeq names its product geranylgeranyl transferase type-1 subunit beta-like. Lineage: Eukaryota; Metazoa; Mollusca; Bivalvia; Pectinida; Pectinidae. Gene Ontology annotation, molecular function: CAAX-protein geranylgeranyltransferase activity. The record is from RefSeq and is a predicted model, not a curated record. The transcript is spliced from 7 exons. Gene Ontology annotation, cellular component: CAAX-protein geranylgeranyltransferase complex. The annotation marks the transcript as partial. Gene Ontology annotation, biological process: protein geranylgeranylation.